AAGUUCUACAAACUCACAUAAAAGCAGCUGCUACUACUAUCCCGCUAAAACUGAAAGAAAUACGAACAUGCCACUUAAGAUUGUGCCAACUUUUAGAAACUUUAAACAGAUUUAUGCAAUAUUUUGUGACCAUCACUUACCUGGCCACCAUCAUCGGCUGCUGCUUCCUCCUGUACAUGCUGAUCUACUCCAAGCUGGAGGUCUUGUUUAUAGCGAUGGUCGUCUUCUGGCUGACCUUUAAUGCUCUCAUAGCGUUAACGCUGUCUAUUGGUCUGUCGCAGGUUCACGAGGCUGCCCACCAGCCAUUAGAAGCAUUGUUCACCAUUGAGACAUCGGAUAAGGCCGACACAUCGCAGGCGAUACAGCUGCAGCUGUUCCUAUCAAAGCUGACUGGCACGUCUAUAGGGGCUACAGUUCUUGAUUUGUUUACAAUCACCAAGGAGGCGCUGCUUACAAUCGCAGGGGCCUACAUCACGUAUUUUCUACUUUUGAUACAAUUCAACCCGUGAGCAUCGUAGCACAGACUACGAUUU
Molecule: messenger RNA, 533 nt
Organism: Physella acuta
Lineage: Eukaryota; Metazoa; Mollusca; Gastropoda; Physidae
Biological process (GO): sensory perception of taste
Cellular component (GO): membrane
Source: RefSeq, a predicted model, not a curated record